Molecule: messenger RNA, 1089 nt
Organism: Cylindrotheca closterium
Lineage: Eukaryota; Bacillariophyta; Bacillariophyceae; Bacillariales; Bacillariaceae
Source: the annotation of a GenBank genome assembly
AUGGCGACGGGACUCACACGAUUGGCACAACGCAAGCUGGCUGAAGCCACCAACCGCAAACUGAAGAACGAUAUUGAUCGCCAUGAGGCAGGACCACUCUUCCUGAUGAUUCUUCCUGGAGAAAUGGAAGGCUCUUACAUCUUUGUAUGCCGCAAGAAGUACGGUCAGUUAGCUCGAAACGUGUUGAGAGGGAUAGUUCUGUUCUUGAUUCAUCAUCUGUGUGAACUUACCGAUAUGCAAGCGGAUCGAGUCUUGGGUAAAUGGAUUCCCAAAUCAGAGAUCCAGGCGACGCGUCGUAAGUGUUUGGUAUGGUGCACCAACACGCUACGCGCUAUUGAGGCCUCCGAUCAGUCGACCAAGGUGGAGGAGGCUCUGGAGUUUUUGGACGAUGUGAUCGAAGACACUACCGAUGUCUACCAAGGUCAACUCUCAAUCGAUAUGAAUAUGGCGAAUGCCAAGGAUAUUGACAAUGGACAAACGGUCACAGGGACGCUUGAUGAAAUGCACAAACGUGAACAACAACUGGAGGAUGCCUUUGUGGAAAUUGAAGCUCGUGACAACGCCUUGGCGGCUAAAGACCAGGCCCUGGCUCAGCAGAAAGCCGCGACUGCAGCUCUUCAAGCCCAACUUGACGCCUUUCAACGUCAAACAGCUCACCACUUGGCCAUCAACUCGCAGCCACCUGCUCAAAACAAUGAGGUAUCUCCAGAUCGGUCCGAAUUCACUACGCCACCAAAAAAGAGGAAAAGCAAGGAUACGUCCACGACUGAGAGGAGCGUUGACAGGUCUAAGGCUGGUCGUAAGCCGCCCCCUAAGUCAACUUGUACCAGCACGUCUGUUCACUUUCAGCAGCCAAAGCAGCGCUCUCGGAACACGUCUCAGGUCCAGGUGGACACAACUCAGAUGGAGGGUGAUACUACUACAGCUGUGUCUCAGGACGAGAGCCUCUCAUCUCUGACAGCGGCAUCUCCGGGAGGUGUACACCCAUUUUUUCUCCCUUCUCUAUCUGGCAAAUCCGGUACUAGUGGAUCUGCUAAGUUGCCUUCUUUGGCCGGCCAUGGAGCGCCUCGCUCCGCGGCAGGGCCAUGA